CCUGGUUGCAGAUUUGUCGAGUACACAGCAGGUCGUGUUGUGACGGGGGAUGGGAGUGGGGAUUUCUCUCGCGGUCUUGUAGUUGAACUCUUGUCUGAAACGUUGUUUUCUUUGUGAAAACAGGCUUCGUAGCCGAUAAGUUCACUUUCCUGCUCGCGAAUGCACCUCACCACGUUUGAAAAGCGAAAAUAAUCUGCAAGUGCUCGACGAGUUCUGCUAUAAAACAGCUGAAAUGUAUUCGAGCGGAGCAGCGAGUGGUCAAACAAUGGAAGGAUUAUCAGCUCAUGAAACUUAUCUAUCCGCUCCAUCAGCUCCUCUGUCUCCUGUACCACAAGAGUAUGUGUUUAAACCACCACAGAGGCCAGACUUUGGCACCAUGGGUAGGACGAUCAAACUGCAGGCCAAUUUCUUUGAGAUGGAGAUUCCCAAACUGGAGGUGUACCAUUACGACAUUGACAUCAAACCUGAGAAGUGCCCACGCAGGGUCAACCGUGAAAUCGUCGAGCACAUGGUCCAGCACUUUAAAACACAAAUCUUUGGUGACCGAAAGCCUGUGUAUGAUGGACGGAAGAAUUUAUACACGGCAAUGCCCCUACCUAUAGGAAGGGACAAGGUGGAGCUGGAGGUAACUAUCCCUGGUGAAGGGAAAGACAGGAGCUUUAAAGUGGCCAUAAAGUGGGUUUCCUGUGUUAGUCUGCAAGCUCUUCACGAAGCAUUGUCUGGACGGCUGCCAAGCAUCCCUUUUGAGACUAUUCAAGCUCUAGAUGUGGUCAUGAGACAUUUGCCCUCCAUGAGGUACACACCUGUUGGCCGCUCAUUUUUCACACCUUCUGAAGGCUGCUCAAACCCUCUUGGUGGUGGAAGGGAAGUCUGGUUUGGCUUUCAUCAGUCUGUUCGUCCAUCUCUUUGGAAAAUGAUGCUUAACAUUGAUGUAUCUGCAACGGCAUUCUACAAAGCCCAACCAGUGAUCGAGUUUAUGUGUGAGGUUUUGGAUUUUAAGAGCAUCGAUGAACAACAGAAGCCCCUAACAGAUUCCCAAAGAGUCAAAUUCACUAAGGAGAUAAAAGGUCUGAAAGUAGAGAUCACGCACUGCGGGCAGAUGAAAAGGAAAUACAGAGUUUGCAACGUAACCAGGAGACCAGCCAGCCACCAGACGUUUCCAUUACAGCAGGAGAAUGGACAAACUAUUGAAUGCACUGUGGCACAAUACUUUAAGGAUAAAUACAAGCUGAUACUUCGAUAUCCUCAUCUCCCAUGUUUACAAGUCGGGCAGGAGCAAAAGCACACUUACCUUCCACUUGAGGUUUGUAACAUAGUGGCUGGACAGCGAUGCAUUAAGAAACUGACAGACAAUCAGACCUCCACUAUGAUUCGUGCCACAGCCAGGUCAGCCCCUGACCGUCAGGACGAAAUCAGCAAAUUGAUGAGAAGUGCCAACUUUAAUAGUGACCCUUAUGUGCGAGAGUUUGGGGUCAUGGUCAGGGAUGAAAUGACUGAAGUGAAUGGCCGAGUCCUCCAAGCACCAUCAAUUCUUUAUGGAGGACGGAACAAGGCAAUAGCAACCCCAAUCCAAGGUGUAUGGGAUAUGAGAAACAAACAAUUUCAUACUGGUAUAGAGAUCAAGGUUUGGGCCAUCGCCUGCUUUGCUCCACAAAGGCAAUGCACUGAACUCUUAUUAAAGGCAUUUACAGACCAGCUGCGUAAGAUUUCUCGUGAUGCAGGCAUGCCCAUUCAAGGCCAGCCCUGCUUUUGUAAGUAUGCUCAGGGAGCUGACAGUGUGGAACCCAUGUUCAAACACCUGAAGUACACCUACCAAGGCCUGCAGUUAGUCGUGGUCAUUCUUCCAGGAAAGACGCCUGUCUACGCGGAGGUGAAGCGUGUCGGGGACACAGUUUUAGGAAUGGCCACUCAGUGUGUCCAAGUGAAGAAUGUCCAGAAAACCACUCCACAGACAUUGUCCAACCUCUGUCUGAAGAUCAACGUUAAGCUGGGUGGAGUCAACAACAUUCUGCUUCCACAGGGAAGGCCCCUGGUUUUCCAGCAGCCUGUAAUUUUCCUGGGUGCAGAUGUAACUCAUCCUCCAGCAGGAGAUGGAAAGAAGCCUUCCAUUGCUGCAGUUGUUGGUAGCAUGGAUGCCCACCCAAGCCGAUACUGUGCCACAGUGCGUGUUCAACAGCACCGCCAAGACAUAAUUCAAGACUUGGCUGCAAUGGUGAGAGAACUGCUGAUCCAGUUCUACAAGUCAACUCGCUUCAAACCCACUCGUAUCAUCUACUACAGAGACGGCAUUUCAGAAGGUCAAUUCAAUCAGGUUCUGCAACAUGAGUUACUGGCAAUCCGUGAGGCCUGUAUAAAGCUAGAGAAGGACUACCAGCCAGGAAUCACUUUUGUAGUAGUCCAGAAGAGACACCAUACUAGGCUUUUCUGUAUGGAUAGGAACGAGAGGGUUGGAAAGAGUGGGAACAUCCCUGCUGGCACCACAGUUGACACGAAAAUCACUCAUCCAUCAGAAUUUGACUUUUACCUUUGCAGCCAUGCGGGCAUUCAGGGUACGAGCAGGCCAUCUCACUAUCAUGUGUUGUGGGAUGACAACCAUUUCACUUCAGAUGAGCUACAGGUACUCACAUACCAACUGUGCCACACCUAUGUACGCUGCACCCGCUCUGUUUCCAUUCCUGCACCUGCUUACUAUGCCCACCUUGUGGCAUUCCGAGCACGUUACCACCUGGUAGACAAGGAACAUGACAGUGCUGAAGGCAGCCACACAUCAGGCCAAAGUAAUGGGCGAGAUCAGCAGGCCCUGGCUAAAGCUGUGCAGAUCCAUCAAGACACACUGCGCACCAUGUACUUCGCCUGAGCUCUGUCAGAGUUGAGUGUCAUAUCCUCGAACACCAUGUGUCUGUAUGUUUUAACGUGCCCCGUUCAUCUUGGGGUCUCCAAAUGUGCACAUACUUAACUCAUAACAUUUCACACAUUCAAGCUCUUUAUCUCUGUAUUUAUUUGAGCUGCAAGAAAACAUUUUUUUGUCCAUUUGUUCUAUGAUUUUACACUGACAGUUCUGACUUUGCUUUGGGGUUUAUAUUAUUAUAAAUAUUAGAAUUAUGAUUAUGCCAAGGUUGAUGAAAUAGAACUUUUGAUGAAGUUAUAACAUUCAGGUUGCAAGAAAGACAUAUUUGUAGAACCUCUGUUAGUACUGACUUAGAAGGACUUCAGGACACGAGUACUUAUGUUUUUUUUUUGUUUCUUUCUUUCUUUCUUUCUUUCACAUGUACUAACAAAUCUAGGUCAGUGUUUUUUGUUAGUUCUCAACUAAGUCACUCUCGCCAUAGUUGAUGAAGCUGUUUUCUUUUAACUACAAACUGACAGAAUAUGUUUAUAAUUAAAUGGAAAUCCAAUCUUUCUAUUAUAAUGGUGAAAGAUUGGAUGGUUUUUAGGCCAGUGUAAAGUUAAUCAACUAGAAAUCUGUCAUUCUCUCACCAUGAGAAGAGUGUUUUGACAAUCAGCUGUCUGGGUCUGAAGAGAACUGUAGUUAAUACAGGACUGGUUCCUGAGACCAGCACCAAUUCUUGAACUAAAUCUGUUAGUAAGUUAUUCUAUUACUACCUUAGUUUUCUUUUUUGUUUUGCCAGCAUUAUCUGUUAGACCAUCCAAGUUAGACUGUAAAGAGGUGUACUAAUAAUGUGUGUGACGUUAGUUUCUAUGUACUGCUGAUUAUUAUUAUUACAAGUCCAGCCUGAACUUUUGCUUUCUUAAAGGAACACUCCAUUGUUUUCAAACUAAUCUCUAUCUACUGCUUCUGUAGUGUAUAACUGAUUACUACUUACUUAAAGGCUUAAUAACAUCUUUUUCUCUAUCCUGAGAAAAGAUCAGAAAGCCUGUUUCUGUGAAACUUAUUUAUAAAGACCUAAGGGCAGCUGUUGUAUGAUAUUAAACAUUUAAAGUUCCCGACCGUAGAUGGCAGUAGAUUAAAAAAAAUUCUGCCCACUUUUGCUUUACAUUCAUGAUUGUAUGCAUGUACGUCUGAAAAACAUCCUUUAAAAGUCAAAAUUAUGUAGAGAUUAUAUUUAAAGUCCAAUUCAGAAAUACCUGGCUGAGGAAUUUAUAAAAGCAUUCUACAGUUAGUUACAAUUACCUUGCCCCAGUUUUUUAGGCAUCUCUUUAUAAGUAAGAUUUGAGUUUGUUUUCUUAGAUUUUCUUGGUGCACAGAGAAGUCUGCAGUUAUUUUUUUUGUGAGAUCAGCCUGUGCAUUAGAGGUGCAGUGGAUAGAAAUCAGGUUUAACAAACUCUGGAGUAUUACUUUAAGUGUCUUGUGAUUCUGCUGUGGUGGUGCAUGAAUCACGAUGUAAAGGACAGAUUUUAAUUAUUUUCAAUGAUUAUUUUACGUCUCCAUGUUCAAGAUGGUGAGCUGUAUAUAGUUUCUUUGUUUAGAUCUAUACACACUGAUGGCUCAUGGAACAAUGGCCUUAAUGGUAUGGAGGUCUUGAGGAUUACGUUAAAGCGUUUGUUGGUUAUAGAUAUCUAGUUAGCCACAUUACACUUGAAUGUGUUACGCACCUUAUUUUAUUAUUUUUUGCCCAAAUGUCAGUGAUAACGCAAUAGCCUUUACCAUGAAUUUUUUUUUUUGACUGUUCUGUUGAAUCUAAAUUUGAGGACUCCUAUUGUGCAACUCUUUGCAUCUUUGGUGCUCAGAAGCUCUUCUCAAGAGCUUUGUCAUUGGGUUUGUCUAAUAGGUGAGUGGUUUUAGUUUUUGCUAAAGGCUUUUGAGAUUAUGGGGUAGAUUAGCAAAUGAUCCAACAAUUUGUAAAAAAUUACUGUUGUAUAUUGUUUGGGCAUUUUUUACUGUUAUAAAUGCAAAUAUUAUUGGAACGUUGAUUAGCUUCCCCAUAAGUUUCACAUUUAACUUUAAAUAACCUAUAGCUGAACAUUUUUAAACUUUUAUACCUAUGCAUUUAUAAUCAAGAGAUUUUAGUGUGUUUUUGUGUAUAUAUAAUGACUUUAGAUAAUGUGUAUUGUAGUCAUUUUAAGCUUUAAUAGAGUGCAUGGGGGGGGCAACCUCUUCCUAUUGUAGCAGUAUUAGCCUAUAGAAUAUUCUAUUUUUAUUAUAGCAGACAAUUAGAUACAACUUUCAGUUAGUCAUGUUAGCCAAGAAAGAUUACACAUAUUUAAACAUACUGUUAUCCACAUAAACUGAAGCACAACAAACGAUCGGUGCUAAAACCUUUUCCUAAAACAAAUAUUUUAUGUACAAUGAGAUCACAGUAAAAAAAAAAAAUCAACCAUGGAAAUGAUUUUUAAGGUUGAGUUUCUUCAGCUUAUUACCAGCGUUAUUCAUUACUGUCAUUUUCUGACUGAACUGUGUUGCAGGGGCAUUUUAAUUCUCAGUCUCAAAUACUUGACUUAGUUAUUUUUCAUAUUUGACGCUGGUCUCUAAACUUGCAGAUGCACUUUUAAGGGCAUUGGACAUGUACCAUUAGUAAUUGUGUGGAAAUGGCUAGCUGUCCUACCUCUUGUUGCCUGUUUCUAAUAUAAUGGUAACAUCACUGCGUUAGUCAUUUUUUUAUAAUUACACAAGUGGUGGUGUUAGAAUAAAUUUUUUCUCACAAAGUUUCCGGGCAUCUUUUAGUGUCACAUAGCUCAGAAAUUACCAAGAGGCAUAUCUAUUCAGAGGCUAUUCUUGGUGCCAUUAAAAUCUUUUACAUAAACUGCCAUAUCUUAUUUUUUUUUUUUAAAUAAGUUUGAUUUGAACAAAGUGCUAAACAUUCAGAGCUUUGAAAUAACCCUGCAUGGUUAGAAUGAAAUUUACCAAAUGGAUUAUCUAAUUCUCAAUCUUUAUGUAAGUGCACAGUUUGGCAUACAUUCUUACCCCACUGGCUGUUAAUACGGAACAAUGUGUGUUGUCAUUUAUCCAUUUGCACAUCUGGUGAUCUAUUAUUUAUCACUUAGUUAAGAAAGCAACCGAAGUAAGCAACUUAAACCAUUUUUUGCCUGCAUGGUUUCACUUCACCUUCCUUUUUAUUGGUUUUAUUUUUAAUGAUACAGUCGACUUUGUCCUGCAAAUAUGUUGAUUUACAGAUUUUACUUGAGUUUUUUGUAUUGUACCUUUUAAACCCAGCACCUUAGGUUGUCGGAACUCUUAAGCAUAUGCAAUUCUUCUAUAAUAAAAUCAAAAUCCAUAAUUGAGGUGGUUUUGCACUAUAUGAAAAUGUAUAGAUUAUUUUUUGGAAAGAUGAGAAUGUUGGUUGUCCUUUUUAAUGACCAUAAAUGCUAGUGGGUACCGCAGUUGUUUAUGAGAUUGUAUUACAUUUUGGUGCAUUUCCACAAAAGGAAAUUGGUGCAGAAUCUGAAGCUACACAUAGAUAAUGAGUCAUGACAUUUGAACAACUAUGCAAAAACCGAUCUUGGUUCAGAGCCAUUCAUUCGUUUUGUAGUUUUUUUGGACAUUGGACAAAUUUGAUUAGUUUCUUGAUCCCUAGUGGUUUGUAUGUAAGUUUGAUUAUGAAUUGAAAUUCCAUUCUUCCAGAGACUUGAGGACUGAAUUAUUUUGUAUAUUUAAUGUCAGAUAUGUAAUGGAGUUCACUGGAAAUGGAGUUGAUCUUUCAAAAUAUGAAACUGCCAUUUGUAUUCAAUAAUUAUUAUUUUUUCUGCAGAACGUUGAUGUCCAGUGUAAUCCAAAACAAGUGAUAAUGUAACGCCGGAUGCAGUAGUUUGAUGUUUUAAGUGAAGACAAAACAAAUGAUUUUGUCUAUGCAGAGCACAACCACAUAGCACAUUUUGUGAGUAUUUUGUGAUAAUGUGAACAAGCUAAAUGAGGAUCAGCAUGGUGCUGUUUUGAAAUUACAAUGCAGAGGUACCCUUAUUUGGUAAAUCCAAGAAAAUGUCUACAAUAUAUGAAUCAAUGACUGUAAACUGUUUUGCCUAAUGUCUAGUCAGGAUUUUACAGAUCUGAUACGUCCUCUUGAUUGGCAAGAGUCAAAUAAAUUUUUAUUAGAGGAUAUUAUAAAGUAAUGGUCUCUAACGACUAAAAUUCCAACUUUGCACUCAAACUUCCUGCUUGUAACUGAAUAGGAGAAUUUAAAGCCUCACAAGUCUACUGAAAAUAUAAACAUGAGUGAAAGGAAGAGAAAAAAAGACCAUUGCAUAUAUGGAGAUACUUAUUGGCAUAAGUAAUACGCAUACAUGUUUAUGAGCUACAGUUCAGAUUUGAGCAAGAUAACUUUUGUGUUUAUUACUGACAUAUGGACAAAUCUCUCUGUUGCUUGUGUUUGAGGUGCUGCACUGUAAUAAUUGUGUAUACUUAGGGCAAUAUUGUGUUGUUGCUGUUGUACAUUUUAGUACAUUUAUCAUUUCUGUUUAAAUUUCAAGCAUAAAAUUCCAUACGGCCAUUUCAAACUAUAGUCUGGUGCCCAGGUUAUAAUUUUCAUCUAACGAUCUUUGUUCUAACCACUGCUAGUCAUCAUCUAGAAAACUUAGAAUUUAUCUGCUCCAUUUCACUAUAUGCACAAGUAUAUAUUAACUUAAUUAUUCAACAGGUUACCGUUUAGAUUUGACACCAUCCUUUAUUUUUCCAGAUGUACAUUCUAAAGUGAUUUUACUAAACAAAAAUCAGCAUGGUCUCUUUUUGAAAAGAAGUCUUCAUCUUAUCAAAAAGCAGACAUGUCAUUGGUCACCAGUAUCUCAUAUGCACACAAAAUACUGAGUGCAGUGUUCCUGUGAAAAAAUGACUUAAUAACCUGGCAUUUUAUACCAACUUUGAAAACUACCUCAGAAUAAUUUAGGGUGCUAACCUUCUCUAUUCUUCUUCCUCUUCUUCUCUCUCUCUCUUGCGUUCUCUCGCACUCUCUCUCUUGUGCUCUGUGUGUGUGUGUGUGUGUGUGCACACAUUCACAGGAACUGUCCACUUGCAUAUUUAUACAGUUAUCAGCCAACCAUGAUGCAGCAGCACAGUACCUAACAUCAAUCAGAUACAUGCCAAGAGCUUCAGUUAAUGUUCCUUUCAAACAGAAUAAAGAAAAUGUGCGAUGAUCUUUGGCUUUAAUUGGGGCAUGGUUGUUUGUGCCAAAUGGGCUGGUUUGAGCAUUUUGUGUGUGAAAAUAUAAGCAGGAUUCUGAAAAAAUUCAAACCAUCUGGAACCAACAACAUACCUUAAUCAAAGUGAAAAAGAUCAAACUUUUUUGUUAGAUGGGUAAUUAACUGAAGCUCUUGAACUAUACGUACAUGAUUUUUACUUUGUGCUGCUGCCACAUGAUUGGCUGAAAAUAUAUAUACAGUGACAGUGAAUAAUAGUGACCAAACAGCUCAAGCCAAUAUUGCAAAAAAAAAAAAAAAACGAUUGAAAAAUUGUAUUGUCGAAAUGAGGGAUGUCCUGUCAAACACAAAAAAAAAAGCAGGGGACCAAAUUGUGAAGACAUUCUGUUGACUGUAAACUGGCUUUUGGCGCAAAAAAAAGUUAUAAUUGAUUAAUCAUUAAUUUUGUUUCAAAAUUUGAUCAUCAUUAUUGCCUUCUAUGGUAGUUUGGCAAAGAUGCACAAGGAUAUGUUGCUAAUAAGGUCAGGCAGUAUAACGAUGAUACUGACACAAUCUCGAUCAACACGAUACACUUUUCAUUACUCUUUUUCAAGUUUCAUUAUCAUCAUCAGGUGUCCAUGCUUUCAUAACUUACUGUAAAAGGCAACUGACUAGACAAAAACAUUUGUGUACUAAUUGGUUCAUUUCAGUUUUUGCUUUGAUGGAAACCCCUUAUUAGCAAAAUAUAUAACCUUUAUUGCAAAGAUGUCUUUAGGUUUUAUGAUUUCAGAUCUUUGCCAUAUUGCAUAGCCUUAGUUUCUUGUUUGAGUAAACAGAGAGCAAUAAUUGCAUUAUUACUCUUGUCUACAGGGUGCAUCAUUGUUUAUUUACUUUAGUUUAUUAUGUGGUUCCUCACCGAGUGCCAUCUGUACACAUUAAGGUUUUAUCUGGUUGUAUGAUGUGUGUUCUCGCCGUACUCAUCAGUAGUGGUGUGCCAUAUUCAGGAUCAUGUACUGGGUUCAGUUGCCCCAGUCAGCACUGCAGCUCUGCUUUUGCAAUACUACAGAAAGGCAAAUUUGCUACAUCCAAAAAUCCUGGCAUGAUUGUAAUUUUUUUUUUUUUUUUUUUUUUUUUUUUUAAAUGUUUCUCCAUGUUUGACAGCAUGAUUUCUAACAAACCAGCCUGUCUGCAUCGCUCUGUCUGAAUGCUUGCAAUUAGCCUUGAUUCUUCAUUUUGAUAAAUAUUCAGUAUUGCAAUAAACAAAAUUGAGGGUCAUUUUGGUGAAAGCUAAGUGUAAGCUAUUUGGAAUAGUUUUGCGUAUAAUUUUUACCUUGCAAUGUUUUACAAAGGGAAUUCUCUGUUAUAUUAAAUGUGUUUUAAAGAACACACUCUACUGAUACACUGGCCUGUUUCCGUUGGUACAAAGGGUAUGAAAAUAAAAUCAAAAUUCUUGAUCUUUUUUUGUUAAGCUAAAUAGCUAAAGACAUCCUGUUUGUGUUUGUUUUUGUGUGUGCGCUUUUUCAGAUCUGUCAUCUCCUAUAUUUAUAUUUGGUGGUAAUUAUUUUUAAUUUGAUAAUUCAUUUUCACAGCAAAGAAUUUAUGAAUUACUCAUGCAACCUUGCAUGAAUGCUGCAUAGAACGAUCAGUAUUUGUAUAUUGCACUUUCUAAUCAGUUAAAAAAAAAGCCCUAUUUAAAAUUGGGCAGAGAAAUUAAAAGAAAUUUGAGACGAGGUAUAUUCCGCUAUAAUAGGAUUGUUUUUGUUUUUGUUUUUUAGAAAAAAAGUGACUUUUCUAAAAAAUGUGCGUAGACAUGAAGUACCUCAGAAGCCUGCUAUAUGCUGCAACAUCUUCAUUAUUGUUCAUUGUUGUUUUCUUUUGUGAACCUCAUUGUCUUUCGUACAUACAGUAACAGUUUUCCAGACAGAGGUUGUAUGUGCAUGUGAGGCAGUGCUUACACCUUUCUAAACUGUGUUUUGGUUUGAAUAAAUCUUCCUUUUAACAGCAGUAUUUACAUUGGACUUUUCUUUGAGUGAGAGAGAGGUGCUGUAGAGUACAUAGGGAAUUCCUUUUUUUUUUUUUCCAAGUAUUAUUCAGUUUAAAUUUUUCAUAAUCUGUGUUGAUUUUUCAUACUAAUCUGGCUUUUACUUACAGAGAAGAUCACAAAUGGCAACUAAUUAGAUGUAGUCCGAAAAGACUGCUGACUCAGGUAUUGCCGUUUAAGGGCUAUAUCUGCUACUGAAUCUCCACCUUGUACUCACUCACUCACUCCCUCACUCCCUCACAUGUCUUAACAUAGCCCUGGAACUGCAUUUAUGGCUAAAAUAUCAGUGUAUCUGGCCUUAAACAGUGCACUAUUUACCAGACCAUGUAAAUCAUGCAUUUUUCUGCAUCACUGCCAAACAUGUACUAGAUUUUUGCCAAAAAUCUACCUCAUGAAGUGUCCUGGAAAUACUAGAUAGUUUAAAAACAAAUCAUUCUUCCAUUACCUGUAUCUGAGAACUCCAGGAUGCUCCAGCUGAGGCUGUGUGUAAGCGUGUCAUCCAAGCCAUGAAAAUGACCAAAGUUUUUAGGAAGGCGUUCCGGUGGCACUGCCUUGCAGGCUCAAAUCUCCUCCUCCUCACAUCAGACAUCUAUUGUUCUUUUUAAUUCCUACUUAAGCACCUGCCAAAUUGAAUUUACUGUCAUUCCUGUUAAGAACUUUUAUAUCUCAUUCUUGUAUUUGGACUCACCGCUAAGCUCUGUGUCUUUUGUUCUUUCAUUAUGUAAAGUGUGAGCUUUUGAGAUUUUCUUUUUCAUUCAUGCUUUUAUUAUGAUUGCAAGUUCAAUAUAUGCUGUAAACCCUGCUAGGAUAUAAUGUGAAUAUCAUUUAAUAUAGUUGACUUUUUUCUCUUUUUUUUUUUUUUUUUUUUUUGUUUGUUUGUUUUUUUGCUUGACUGUAUAUGGCAUUGAUUAAUAAACUUCAGUUCUCUUCA
Messenger RNA from Tachysurus fulvidraco (yellow catfish), 10976 nucleotides. RefSeq names its product argonaute RISC catalytic component 2 (gene ago2). The transcript has 19 exons. Gene Ontology annotation, biological process: regulatory ncRNA-mediated gene silencing; regulation of DNA-templated transcription. The record is from RefSeq and is a predicted model, not a curated record. Gene Ontology annotation, molecular function: protein binding; endoribonuclease activity, cleaving siRNA-paired mRNA; RNA binding. NCBI's taxonomy places the organism in Eukaryota, Metazoa, Chordata, Actinopteri, Siluriformes, Bagridae. Gene Ontology annotation, cellular component: RISC complex. Bases 233 to 2857 code for a protein of 874 amino acids.